AUGCGUGCCUCUCUCACUACGCUCAUCGGCGCCCUGGCCAUUGCCUCCUCGGCGGCUGCGGCGCCGGCCUCGCUCGAGGCACGCCAGUCGAGCCUCGACAACACGCGCUUCAACGCCAUGCUGCGCAACAUCGCCGGUGCCAGCAGUGCCACGCUCGUGCCCGGUGCGGCCAGCGGCUCCGUCAUCGCCUCGCCGUCGACGGAUGCGCCCAAUUACUACUACUCAUGGGUCAGAGACUCAGCAAUGACGUUCAAGGUCAUCAUCGACGCAUACAUCAAGGGGCAGCACGGCGUCACGCGUGCCCUCAUCGAGCGCUGGAUCCAGAGCGAGAUGGUCAACGCGGCCAACGCCCGCUCCUCGAGCUCGUCGCUCGGCGAGCCCAAGUUCAACCCCGACGGCAGCCUCUUCACGGGCCCCUGGGGCCGCCCGCAGAACGACGGCCCGGCGCUGCGUGCCACGGCCAUCAUGCGCUACGCCCGCGCCAUCGGGCUCAGUGACUCGUACACGGCCACACUGUACAAGUCCGACCUCUCCGCCAACUCGAUCAUCAAGUCGGACCUCGAGUACGUCGCGCACCACUGGCAGGACUCGAGCUUCGACCUCUGGGAGGAGGUGCAGAACUCACACCUCUUCACGCUGAUGGUGCAGCGCCGUGCGCUCAUCGAGGGCGCUGCGUUUGCGACCGACAUGAAGGACACGGCGGCGGCGUCCUACUACUCGCAGCAGGCAGCCGCCAUCGGCUCGCGCCUGCCUGGCUUCUAUGACCCGGGCGUCGGCCGCGUGCAGGCGUACUACAACGUCGACGGCCGCUCGGGCAUCGACAGCGCCGCAAUCCUUGGCUUCCUGCACUCCUUCAACCAGACAGCGGGCGCCGGCACGGACUGCAGCGCCUUUGGCGUCGCGUGCGACCGCGUGCUCGCCACGCACAAGCAGUACACGGACGCCUUCCGCAGCCUGUACCCCAUCAACAACGGCAACAGCGCACCGGCUGCGGCGGCCGUGGGCCGCUAUCCCGAGGACGUGUACGACGGCGUGGGCACGUCCAAGGGCCGUCCGUGGUUCCUGACCACGUCGGCUGCGGCUGAGCUCCUCUAUGACGCCGCAAACGUCUUCGACAAGGUCGGCUCGCUUGCCGUGACGUCGAUCUCGAAGGCCUUCUUCGCGCAGUUCCAGUCCAGCGUCGCCGUCGGCACUUACAACAAGGGCUCGUCGACGUACGGCACGCUCACCGGCGGCAUGCGCACCAUGGCCGACGGCUUCAUGCAGAUUGUCGAGUCGCACAGCUUUACCAACGCCUCGCUCUCCGAGGAGUUCGACGCCAGCACAGGCUACUCGCGCGGCGCACGCGACCUCACCUGGAGCUACGCUGCCUAUCUCACCGCCUCGCUGGCCCGCGCCGGAACGCCAGCCUUCUGA
This is a messenger RNA of Tilletiopsis washingtonensis, 1416 nucleotides long. RefSeq lists its product as hypothetical. Gene Ontology annotation, molecular function: glucan 1,4-alpha-glucosidase activity. Gene Ontology annotation, biological process: polysaccharide metabolic process. Gene Ontology annotation, cellular component: fungal-type vacuole. The record is from RefSeq and is a predicted model, not a curated record. Lineage: Eukaryota; Fungi; Basidiomycota; Exobasidiomycetes; Entylomatales. The transcript is spliced from 6 exons. Bases 1 to 1416 code for a protein of 471 amino acids.